AUGAGAUGGACUUUGAGUGCAGAAACUGCCGAUACAGCCCAAAGUGCAAUAAAAUGCACCUGAUAUUUUAAAGAACACAUUUAUUAUUGCAGAUCAUCGAAAGGAGAAAUCAACUUCAUCUAGGGGCCAAGAACAAUUCAAAUUAUGCCCUGGAGGAACACCUUUGUUUUCAUAUUUGAAUAAUCUCAAAGAAGACCAAGAAGAAGAGAAAAAAGAGGCGAUUCAUUUGAGGACACAGCAUUCAAGGAGACGGCAGCGAGUGCUCUUUACACCUGAACAGGCAAGUGUAACUUUACAACGGCUUUUAUUAAAGUUCAAAACAACUAUUUAUAUUUAUAUCUUUUAUAAACUUCAGAUCCAAACUUUGGAAAAUCGCUUUGAGAACGCCAAAUAUUUGACGCCAAGUGAGAGGGACCGGUUGGCCGCGAAACUUGGCCUAACUUCCACGCAAAUCAAGAUAUGGUUCCAGAAUCGUCGGUACAAAAGAAGACGGAUAGAUCAGGAUCUGGCAUUGCAGAGUGUUGGGCUUGGGCUGGGAGUUCCCUUGGUAUGUUUUGUAAUCAUCAUUGAUUUUAUGUGAAUUUAUAUUUAAAAUUACAAAUUACAGAUGGACCCGAUGAUGAAUGACAUCGGAACUCCAAAUUUACACGAUCUCAUCUUCAGUGGCCGAAAAUAA
This is a messenger RNA of Bursaphelenchus xylophilus (pine wood nematode), 676 nucleotides long. The record is from the annotation of a GenBank genome assembly. Lineage: Eukaryota; Metazoa; Nematoda; Chromadorea; Rhabditida; Aphelenchoididae.